AUGAAAAAUGGGUCAUCUACGUCAACACAGGAGACAGCUCAGUCAUCAGUUAUGACCGUAAUGACUGAAAACGAGGUUUUUUUGGCAACAGCAGUAGUAAUGGUAGCGGACAAGUUUGGCAAAUAUCACCAAAUGCGAGCCAUAUUAGAUUCUGGCUCUCAAGUAAAUUUGAUGUUCAGUCUGCAAUUUUAUGUUUUACCGAAAAUAACAAGCUCCAAACCUAAUCGUUAUGUCGAUGUUGCGGACUGGAAUUUACCAAAAAAUAUUCAAAUGGCUGAUCCAAUGUUCAAUAAGCCAGCGCGUAUAGAUAUUUUAAUUGGUGCGGAAAUUUUCUUCGAUUUGUUGUCGAUUGGACGAAUUUAUCUUAAUGAAAGGUUGCCAACCCUACAGAAAUCCAUACUAGGGUGGAUAGUUGCAGGCAAAGCAGAAGAAUGUUUAGCGCCUAGUCAUAAAAUAAAUAAUAUGCUGGUCAAUCACAACCAUAAUGAGAAUGAAAAUUUGAGUCAAUUGGUUGAAAAAUUCUGGAAAAUAGAACAGAUUUCAACUAAAUCAAAUUUUUUAACCGAAGAAGAAGAGGAAUGCGAGAAAAUUUUCCGUGAAUCAAUUCGUAGAGAUACAUCUGGCCGAUUUAUUACGAAAAUUUCAUUUAAAACAACAGUAAGUGAUUUGGGUGGUUCCUAUAAUGCUGCCAAACGACGGUUGCUGUCACUAGAGCGUAGGUUGAGUAGAGAUCGCUCUACACGAGACGCUUACAACGCAUUUAUGGAUGAGUACCUCUCUUUAGGUCACAUGACGAUCGUUGAAGAAGCUGAUAUGGAUAAGAUAAAAUAUUUUGCACCGGUAUGUCACUGUAAAACUGACAGUGGCUUGUCAUUAAAUGAGGUAAUGAUGAAAGGACCACUGGUUCAAGAUGACCUGUUAUCUAUAAUACUGCGAUUUAGAUGUUACAAAUAUGCAAUUACGGCAGAUGUAACAAAAAUGUAUCGCCAAGCAUGGGUGACUGAUGAUGAUGCGAAUUAUCAAACGAUUUUGUGGAGGUCUUCCUCAGACGAAAACAUAAAGGCCUAUUGCUUGCGAACCAUUACUUAUGGUACAACAUCUGCCCCCUAUUUAGCUACAAGAUGCUUAAAACAGUUAAGUGAAGAUUAUAUAGAUAAAUAUCCGAUUGGAUCGAGAAAAGUGUUAUCUGAUUUUUAUAUGGAUGAUUUGAUCAGUGGAUCAAACGAUGAAGAUAAAAUUUUUGAAAUAUAUAAUCAAGUAUCAGCAAUAAUGAACUCAGCAAAAUUUAAGUUAAGGAAGUGGUUUUCAAAUAGUGAAAAAUUUCUUAAUUUCGUACCUGAAGCUGAUAAAGAAAAGACUCUUCGGAUGAAUAAUGAGGAAAUAAUAAAAACUCUUGGUAUCAUCUGGGCUCCAGUGGGAGAUACGCUCGAAAGCGGUGACAAAAAGAAUAGUGUUGUCGGAACUAUCUAA
Molecule: messenger RNA, 1470 nt
Organism: Teleopsis dalmanni
Lineage: Eukaryota; Metazoa; Arthropoda; Insecta; Diptera; Diopsidae
Exons: 3
Coding region: 1-1470 (489 amino acids)
Source: RefSeq, a predicted model, not a curated record